Sinocyclocheilus grahami is the source of this 1293-nucleotide messenger RNA. RefSeq names its product 5-hydroxytryptamine receptor 3A-like. The transcript is spliced from 8 exons. The record is from RefSeq and is a predicted model, not a curated record. The coding region runs from base 1 to 1290 and encodes 429 amino acids. Gene Ontology annotation, molecular function: transmembrane signaling receptor activity; extracellular ligand-gated monoatomic ion channel activity. Lineage: Eukaryota; Metazoa; Chordata; Actinopteri; Cypriniformes; Cyprinidae. Gene Ontology annotation, cellular component: postsynaptic membrane. Gene Ontology annotation, biological process: monoatomic ion transmembrane transport.
AUGAGAGAGGAAGUCAUCAGAUACAGCGAUGCAAGGCCAGUUAUAAGUCUGAGCACUCCCACCAAUGUCAGUGUGGACUUGACUCUCUAUGGAAUCUUAGGAGUGAAUGAAAAAGCACAGGUGUUGGAAACAUUUCUGUGGGUGAGGAUGACGUGGCAGAUUGAAGGUUUGAGCUGGGAUCCUGCUGAGUGUGGAACAAAAAAGAUCUCACUACCAAGAGAGAAGAUAUGGGUUCCAGACAUUGUCAUUAAUGAAUUUGUGGAUGACGAUGUAUCUCAGGCCUGUCCUUACGUGUAUGUGAACCACACAGGCCACAUCCGCUAUGACAGGAUGUUGAGGCUGGUUAGCGCUUGUAACCUACAAAUCUUCAGUUUCCCUUUCGACAUACAGAACUGCUCUUUCACCUUCGGCUCCUACAUGCAUACCAUAAAGGACGUCCGUGUCAGUCCUGUCCUGUCCUCUAAGGAGAUGACCAUAAACUCGAAGCGUUAUCUGCAGGCCAGUGGAGAGUGGGAGCUGGUGGAUAUCUUGGGCGACACUAACAUUUUGAAGUUUGGAAUAGAUGAAUGGGACAUCAUCACUUUCUGGGUGGUGAUAAAGCGACGGCCGAUACUGUAUGUGGUGAACCUGAUCAUCCCCAGCUCCUUCCUCCUGAUCAUUGACCUCCUGUCAUUCUACCUGCCGCCGCACAGUGUGGAUCGAUCCUCUUUCAAAAUGACCCUCAUUCUAGGAUAUACAGUCUUUCUUCUCAUUAUGAAUGACCUGCUUCCCAGCACUGCUAAUGGGACACCUUUAAUAGGUAUUUAUUUCUCAGUGUGUCUGGCACUCAUGACCAUAAGUCUACUGGAGACGGUCCUCAUUACCUGCGUUCUCCACCAUAAUUCAAUGAAAUACAGGGAGGUGCCACACUGGGUUCAGGUGCUGGUGAUGCGCUUCAUUGCUCGACUUAUUUGCUACAAUUUCCCUGAAGACCCUUUAGCCAAGAUAGAAGGGAAACAAGAAACCAAUCCAUGGGUCAUCCAGCCCUCAGAAUCAACGUCCAGUCAACACACAUCCACUAAUGCAUCUGGAACCAUGACACUGGAUGUGCCUGAACUCAGACAGAUCAGUCAGGAUCUUAGAGAUAUGAACACUUAUUUGUCCAUUCUACGAAAGGAAGACCAUCUACAGAACCAGUGGUGCCAUGUGGGCUACAUUCUGGACUUCCUUCUCUUCCGCAUUUACCUGUUGAUAAUCAUCGGAUACGCGCUUGUAAUCAUAUGCAUGUGGUGCAUUUGGAUGAACCAGUAGAAA